UGACGUGUUACGCCGGAAACGUAAUUCUGCGAGAUUUACUUGCCGCAAACAUGGCUGCGCCCAUACCGACUUUUGCGCUCAGGGGCACUGAGGGCACUUGUCUUGUAGAAGGUCCACCUUCGUACAGUACCAAAGCAACAUUCAAAAGAUGUGAAGGAAAGGCAUGUAAAGUAAUGGCUUUUAGCCCUGAUGGUUCUCUUUUUGCAUGGUGCAAUGGAGAAAGUGUAGAAAUAGUGACAACUACAGACUUCAAGCAAGUUCAGAAGUUAGAUAAACCUAAAACCAUGGGACUGGAGUUUUCCCCCUCUGGCAGUCUGCUGGCUACUUGGGAGCCAUACGCAGUGAACAAGAAUGACCCUGGAAUGAGCUCCAACUUGAAUAUUUGGGAUGUGAAAUCUGGAAACCUGUUGAGGUCUUUAAAUCAGAAGAAACAUGGGGGAUGGCAACCACAGUGGUCUGAUGAUGAAAAAAUCUGCACAAGAAAUGUCACAAAUGAAGUACAGUGCUUUGAAAACAAUAAUUUUGAUUCCAUCACAAACAAGCUACAUCUCCAGAACCUGGCGGAGUUUCAGCUAGCCAGUGGCCCAGCACCCUACCAUUUGGCAGCAUAUGUGCCUGGUAGUAAGGGUCAGCCAGCCUUUGUGAGAGUGUACAGGUACCCAGAGUUUUCUGGUCCCAACGCUGUCCUCGCCAACAAAAGUGUCUUCAAGUGCGACAAGGCAGAAAUGUACUGGAAUAAAAAAGGCACCUCACUCCUAAUCCUGACAGCCACAGAGACCUCAGCUGGCUCCUACUACGGAGACAAUAGUCUUCAUUAUAUAGAUGUCAAAGGCACCAGUAGUAUGGUUCCUUUAGGCAAAAAUGGCCCUGUUUACAGUUUGCAGUGGAAUCCAAAUUCACAGGAGUUUUGUGCAGUGUAUGGUUAUAUGCCUGCCAAGGCCACCCUGUACAAUCUGAAGUGUGAGCCUGUCUUUGACUUCGGGACAGGUCCCAGGAAUACGGUGGCUUACAAUGCACAUGGAAACAUCGUUUGUCUGGCUGGCUUUGGUAAUCUCCGUGGUAACCUAGAAUUCUGGGACACGAAGCAGAAAAAACAAAUAAAGCAGACGGAGGCCUCUGACUCUACCAUGUUUGAGUGGUGUCCAGAUGGCGUCCAUUUUCUCACAGCCACCACUGCCCCGAGACUUAGGGUGGGCAAUGGAUACAAGGUGUGGCACUACACGGGAACAUUACUUCACCACUACAGUGUCCCCAAGGAUUCGGAACUGUGGGAGGCAAAAUGGCAGUCAGCACCUCAAGGGCUAUACAAAGAACAACCCGUCACAUACAGGGCUGUGGAAUCUACUGUGGUGCAGCCAGCAACUAAAGCGGCUGCGUACCGCCCCCCUGGUGCCAGAGGACAGGCUGUCAGUUUUAAGGUCCACGAAGAGGAUGAACUGCCGUCCAACGCUAAACAACAGGCUAACCCAGAAAACAUGUCAAAGGCUGCAUUAAAGAAUAAGAAAAAAAGGGAAGCCAAAGCAAAAGCAAAAGAAGAACAGGGAAGUGCAGGUGCUGCCCCCUCCAGGCCUUCCACGGCACCAGCUCCUGCUGCUGUGUCCACAGGAGAUCCAGAGAAAGAUAAAAAGAUUAAAAACCUCACAAAGAAACUACAACAAAUUGAGAAGCUCAAGGAAGACCAGAAAGCAGGGAAACAGCUAGAAAAGAACCAGUUGGAAAAGCUGAACAGUGAAACAACAUUAAGGAAGGAAUUAGAGGAUUUACGUCUGUCCUGAUACCUUACUACGACACUACAGAACAGGAAUAGAUUGACUUUAUCACGUAGUGAAAAACAAAUUGACAAAUGUUCUAUUUAUUUUGCAGUUAGUGCAAUAAUAAAAUCAGGCUCAUUUUGUUCUUUUUUUAACAUUUGGUUAAGCACGGUUUCCCUGAUAGUGAAGUUUAACUGCCUCCUUUCAUCCAAGAAGUUGUUUACACUCAUCUGGUAAUUUGUAUUGGUAGUUUGCUGUUUCAGUCUUAAAUGAUCUUUAAAAGUUAAACUGUCAACAACAAGGUAGGCAUUAAAUUUUCAUUUAUUUCUGAAUAAAAUGUGAUUAAUUUAAAGUGAA
This is a messenger RNA of Lingula anatina, 2108 nucleotides long. Its product is annotated as eukaryotic translation initiation factor 2A. Gene Ontology annotation, molecular function: translation initiation factor activity; tRNA binding; ribosome binding. Gene Ontology annotation, cellular component: cytosolic small ribosomal subunit. The record is from RefSeq and is a predicted model, not a curated record. Lineage: Eukaryota; Metazoa; Brachiopoda; Lingulata; Lingulida; Lingulidae. Gene Ontology annotation, biological process: translational initiation.